Cyprinodon variegatus (sheepshead minnow) is the source of this 3186-nucleotide messenger RNA. Its product is annotated as zinc finger and SCAN domain-containing protein 20-like. The record is from RefSeq and is a predicted model, not a curated record. The transcript has 3 exons. Bases 50 to 1447 code for a protein of 465 amino acids. Lineage: Eukaryota; Metazoa; Chordata; Actinopteri; Cyprinodontiformes; Cyprinodontidae. Gene Ontology annotation, molecular function: DNA-binding transcription factor activity, RNA polymerase II-specific; RNA polymerase II transcription regulatory region sequence-specific DNA binding. Gene Ontology annotation, cellular component: nucleus. Gene Ontology annotation, biological process: regulation of transcription by RNA polymerase II.
UACAAACAAAACUAAAACGGAUCGCCUUUCUCAUCGCGGUUCUUUGAAAAUGGCCGAGGGUCGUAAGAGAAAAACUGUCUAUGAGGUUUAUGAAAAUAAGAGAAAGGCCUCAGAGGAGAGAAACAAGACCAGAGUGUUUUUGGGAAUUUCUUUCACACGAUGGCGAACAUUGAAAGCGCAGGUCGGGCUUCCCACUGAUGCGUCGGUUGCGACAUUUCUACUCGACAGCGAGCACUUCACAGGCGACUGUCUGAUUAAUGUUGCGGACACAGUCCAGUUGAAACCCGGUGUGGUCCCAUCGCUGCGCACACAUAUGGGAACCGAGGAGAGCUAUGAAUUGAAGGCUGCAGCAAAAGAUGAAACCGGCAGCCAUAUUGCAGAGUCUCCUGAGACCUCUGCUGUCAUUGAAUCACCAGAAUCCAGUGAUCCGAGUGAAAUGGAUUCAGAUGAGGAAUGGAAACCUCCGCUGGGUGUUUUCCCUGUAAAAUUAUUUCCUGCUAAACAAAACAAUGAUUCUACAGACUAUAUUGAGUACUGUGAUUACCUCUCACUCACUCCCAUACACAAUCAGCUCUGUACAGACUGUGGAAGAUUCUUCGAUAAACGGAAACCUCACACAUGUGAGCACAAAGUGAAGCCCUACUGCUGUUAUAUUUGUGGAAAAAGAUGCGUCAACCAGGUGGCUCUGAAUUUUCACAGCAGAAUCCAUAAUGAGGACUACGAGUUUCAUUGCAAGUUCUGCAAUGUUACAUUCAAGUUAAAAGCGGAAAAAUAUGCACAUGAGCAGAUGCAUAUAACCCAAGGGAAGCCGUACAAAUGCCCAGACUGUUCAGAGACCUUUGCCACGAACAAGGAGCGCAGAAUCCACUUGGAGAAUCACAGAGGAACGAUAGAGUUAAAGUGUCGCUUUUGUGGCGUUGAGUUUCUCCGUGCUCUUUCCAUUCAGAGACAUUUAUUGACCCAUACUGGAGAAAAACCGUACAAGUGCUCAGUGUGUCAGCGUGGCUUCAACCAGUCGAGUCAUCUGAAGUCCCACAUGCGCCUGCAUACAGGGGAGCGGCCUUACAAGUGUCAGCAUUGUGAGAAGUGCUUCACUCACAAUGUGAGCUUGAAAAACCACGUGCAGCGUUACCACGCUGCACACUCUGCACCAGAGCAAAAAAAAGAUACAAAAAGCAGCCAGGAAAGUGACAGACAUCGCACUCAAUCUAAUGGGUUCAGAAAAAGCACAGAAGAAAGUGACAGUGAAGAAGAAGAAGAAGAAGUCAGCGAUUAUGAUGCAGAGGGGACAGAUGAUGAGAUGCAGACGGAGGGAUUUUAUAGAUCUAAAUCUAAAAGAAGGAGCACAGGAAGGCCUAUUGGACGCCCUAAAAACUUUAAAUUAAAGGCUGUGAAAAAUAGAAAAUUAAAUGGAAAGAAGCAAAAGAAAAAGCAAUUUACCCACUAAGAGAAUGAGCCAUCUGGGAUCAAACCUUCACAAGGAGAACAAUGAUUUAUUUAUUUUCCUCAGAACUUGUAACAGCUUUCUAGAAAGUUUAUUUUUAAAUAAACUGGUUUUCCAUUAAAACUGCUCAUCACAGCCUGUACAUGUGAAACAUAAUGAGUAAUUAUUGACUUGUCUAGUGUUCUGCCUGUAUUAAAAACAUUGCAAACAUGUAUUCAUGAUAUGCAAGAUGUAUUAAUCAAUUUUGAGGCUAGGCUAACUCUGUGUUGCUAAUUUUGAAUACAUAAUUCAGUGCCCUAUUUUACGAAAAAAUUGAAUUCAGAAAUCCAGGAUAAGGGAUAAAGUCAGGCUUGACAUAGCGUGAUAACUAGGUCCUGGCUUCAUCAGUUUCACAGACGACAAGCCAGGCUUAACAGGUGUAGCUAUUCACCUAAAGGUGGAAGUAAUGAAGCUAAAUGCAGGUAUGCUGCCUUCUUCAGGAGACAAUGAGCUGAAUCACAGAUUCACUAAUUCAAGAAAUGGUAGCACAUUGGCUAAAUGGCUUAAAUUAGACAUUUCCAAACCACUUGUUUGAACUGAAGACACCAUAAUCACAAAAGUUGUAAUUUUUCUCAAAUGAAAAACGUUUAACUUAAAAAUUAACAGUGGAAGCUAAUACUGUAAUGAGGUGACAGAUUUAUACAAUUGUUAUGCAAUAGGUUUCAUUCCCUCUGUGAGGUUUGGUGGUUUAAGUAUUUGACAUGAAUGUAGAAGACUGGAGAAAAUGUUGAUUAUGUACAAAUGACUUGGAAGUUUCCUGCAAAUGUAAUCAAUCCUCUUAUUUUCACUGAAAUAUUUCACCCUAUAAAUUAUUUUUUUCUUAUAUUAGAUAAGGUUUUUUUUUUUUUUUUGUAUCUUAGUUCUCUCAAAACAAUGCAUUAAGAUGGAUUGCUGAGUCAAAUUGCAGGCAGGGAUUUCUCCCUUUCAGCCUCUGAUGACAGAGUUGUUGGCAAAAAAGUACAGUCUCAAAUACUUCCAGCUAUUGACCUGAUAAAUGUAAAUAUAAUAAAAUUUUAAAAUGUAAAGAAAUGUGAAUUGCAUGCUCCUAAAUGUUGCAACGCUCCUAUCUGUGACAUACCUGUAAAAGACGCUUUUUUUUUUUUUUUUAAGAAAUUGUCCUCACUAAAGAUAAGGAGGCCAGAUGAAAUUACAAUUUUAACCAUUGACAUAAAUAAAAAAAAUGAUUAAAAAAUGGUUUCAAAGAGAUUUGCAUUUGAGAGGACUUUUCUCACUAAAGCUGAGGAAAUAUCCCAUCUAACAUGCUACUCCAUCCCUCCAUGCUCACAGUAAAGUCUUAUAAGGACCAGAUGAUAUUUAAUUUAUAGUGAGGGGCAGAAUAACGACAGCUGCUCUUAACUUUUAACACCUUCAAUAAUAGCCUCAAAAUAAAUUGGCCAAAGCCAUUAAGAAAUCUUUAUCUAGAACUUUAUACCAACUUUUAUUUUCCCUAAAUUAGUACACCUGAAUUUCCUUUUUAUUUUCAAUUACAAUUUUAUAAAAUCCCCCCCAAAACUAACUUUCAUAAACCAAUGCUUUUCUCCACAUAGAUACUAUGGAUGUUACGACAUCUUAUAGUGAAAAAAAUCAUUUUAGUCCUAUUGGUGCAUCUGUUGAAUUUUUUAAGACUCUUUAGUGACAUUUCAAGAAUUUGAUUUAAAAUAUGGUAGUAUACUUCUCUUUAAUGGUUAUUGUAUUACGUAUUU